AUGUCUGUCUUGGAGAAAAUCAUAUAUCGGUCCAAGCAGCAACCCUUGGUCCCGCUAGGCUGCUUGGCCACCACCGCCGCCGUCAUAAUGGCCGCCAAGGGCGUCCGGACAGGCAAUGCGCCCAAGGCGCAGUUCUGGUUCCGCUGGCGUGUCGGCUUGCAGGGAUUCACCUUGGUGGCUCUCGUGUUUGGGUCCAUCUACUACGACAACGCGUUCUCCGAGGCCAAGAAGACCGACGAGGAGCUGGCGAUCGAGAAGGCCAAGAUCAGAGAGAAGUUGUGGAUCGAGGAGUUGGAAAGACGGGACCAGGAGAUGAAGGACAGACAGCGUAGGGCAGAGCUUGCCAGAGAGAUGAUGGAAAGCUCAAAGUCCUCCAGGGACAACUAG
Molecule: messenger RNA, 387 nt
Organism: Pichia membranifaciens NRRL Y-2026
Lineage: Eukaryota; Fungi; Ascomycota; Pichiomycetes; Pichiales; Pichiaceae
Exons: 1
Coding region: 1-387 (128 amino acids)
Biological process (GO): mitochondrial respirasome assembly
Cellular component (GO): mitochondrion
Source: RefSeq, a predicted model, not a curated record